Molecule: messenger RNA, 450 nt
Organism: Ascoidea rubescens DSM 1968
Lineage: Eukaryota; Fungi; Ascomycota; Saccharomycetes; Ascoideales; Ascoideaceae
Gene: BUD31
Product: U2 snRNP complex subunit BUD31
Exons: 1
Coding region: 1-450 (149 amino acids)
Biological process (GO): mRNA splicing, via spliceosome
Cellular component (GO): nucleus; spliceosomal complex
Source: RefSeq, a predicted model, not a curated record
AUGCCUAAAAUCAGAACAUCCAGAACAAGAAAACCCCCAUCAGGGUUUGAAGAUCUAGAACCGCAGUUGAAGGAAUUUGAAGAUGAGUUGAAAGAGAUCCAAUUAACUAAAUUAAAGAAAAGUGUCAAUAAAAACGAACCACUAUGGGAGAUAUUUAAAAUCUACCACAAGAGAUCGAGAUAUAUCUACGAUUUGUAUUACAAUAGACAGAUUAUUUCAAGGGAAUUGUAUUUGUGGCUACUCAAGGAAAAAUUUGCUGAUUUGCAUUUAAUUGCAAAAUGGAAAAAAAAAGGAUAUGAAAAUUUAUGUUGCUUGAGAUGUAUAAUGAGUAAUGACAAUAAUAAUGGCUUUACAUGUAUUUGUAGGGUUCCAAAGGCAAAUUUGACUGAUGAUAAAAACUCUACAAAAUGUGUAAACUGCGGUUGCAGAGGUUGUGCUAGCUCUGAUUAA